AUGGCUUCUUGCAAGGCAGAGAGUCAGUGGCCGCUGGCUUUGCAACUCUUUUCUUCUAUGGCUUCGGCACGGCUUGGUCACGACUUGAGCGGCUACAACGCAGUGCUCAACGCCACGUACCACACAGCGCCGGGCUAUCAACUUUUCCUCGAGGCCGUCCAG
This is a messenger RNA of Symbiodinium pilosum, 162 nucleotides long. Lineage: Eukaryota; Dinophyceae; Suessiales; Symbiodiniaceae. The record is from the annotation of a GenBank genome assembly.